AUGUGGCCAUACACAGUCUUUGAUUAUAAGACUUUCUUGCUUUUUACUCCGUUUACCGUUGCAUUCACUGGACUACUAUGGCGAAUCAUCAAACGAUAUCCUUCCACAAUCAUUAUGCAGCCGACACGCGAAAAUCAAUAUUUAAUUAGUGAAUGUUCAUCAUUGGUUGAGUAUCGUCCAACGCCUUGGAUAUUUAACGGACAUAUCAUGACAGUUUUCGGUGUACUCUUUCGUCCGUUACUUUCGAUGUCAUUUGAACGUGUUCUUCUAUCGAUUGAUGCUGAGGGUGGAACAAUUGCUAUUGAUUGGCACCGUCAACCACGUCCUCGUCAGCCAGUUUUACUGAUUCUACAUGGGCUAACAGGUGGCUCUGAUAAUGAGUAUAUUCGCUGGAUGAUUUCUUAUGCAACUUCAAAACUAGAUCUAUGUUGUGUGGUGACACAUGCACGCGGAUGUGGUAAAUCAAAACUCACAUCACCGAAAUCGUUCAAUGCUUCAAAUACUGAUCAUGUGCAAGAAUCAUUGAAGUACAUUCGUUCUCGUGUGGGUGAUGAGACGCCAAUCUUUGCUGUUGGUUACUCCCUAGGUGCUGGAAUUCUUGCAAAAUUUCUCGGUAAAGAAGGUAGUGAUUGUUCUUUACAAGGCGCAAUUGUUUGUUGUGCAAGUUUUGAUAUGCAUUUAUCAUCGAAGAACUUAGAACGAUGGUUAUACAUUCAUAUCUACAAUCGACGUUUGACGAAUAAUCUAAUUCGAUACUUACGGCAACAUGAAGACCAUUUUUCUAGACACGAUUCCGAUAUUAAUCUUAAUCUUCAAACAGCGUAUCGAUCAAAAACACUACGAGAGUUCGAUAAGAACGUCAUCGUCCCUAUGCAUGGCUUUCGUGAUGUUGAACAUUAUUAUUCGGAAGCAUCAUCGCAUGAAUGGAUUAAGUAUAUACGUAUCCCCACAUUGAUCUUAAGCGCAGCUGAUGAUCCUAUAUGUCCCAUUGAUGGUUUACCGGUUAAAGAAGUUCUAAACAAUGCAUCUAUUAUUGCUGUGAAGACUUUAGAGGGUGGGCACGUUAGUUAUCUUCAAGGUUGGUGGCCAAGAUCGUUUUCAUAUGAUAAUAUAGUUGUAGGUGAAUACAUACAAGCACUAUUGAAAAAAAUCAAUUACAAAUGGCCGUAA
Molecule: messenger RNA, 1170 nt
Organism: Adineta ricciae
Lineage: Eukaryota; Metazoa; Rotifera; Eurotatoria; Adinetida; Adinetidae
Source: the annotation of a GenBank genome assembly